Molecule: messenger RNA, 6590 nt
Organism: Corythoichthys intestinalis (scribbled pipefish)
Lineage: Eukaryota; Metazoa; Chordata; Actinopteri; Syngnathiformes; Syngnathidae
Product: hsp90 co-chaperone Cdc37-like
Exons: 8
Coding region: 2143-3225 (360 amino acids)
Biological process (GO): protein stabilization; protein folding
Cellular component (GO): cytoplasm
Molecular function (GO): protein-folding chaperone binding; protein kinase binding; heat shock protein binding
Source: RefSeq, a predicted model, not a curated record
UCAAAACUUAAGAAACUUCUUUCAAAUAGUCACCGACAGAGGUGGGUAGAGAAGCAGUAGCAUUACUUCAAAAAAAUUACCAUAAUUUUCGCACUAUAAGGCGCACCUGAUUAUAAGCCGCCACCCAGCAAAUUUGACACAAAAACUGCAUUUGUUCAUACAUAAACCGGACUGGAUUAUAAACCGCAGAUGUCCUUGCUGUAUUAUGGAAUAUUUACACCAAAAGAUUUUAACCAGUAACACUUUAUUUGACAGUGGCGUCAUACAACUGUCAAAAGACCAAAUGAACCACAAUGUAGCUUUAAAUCAAUUGGCUGCAAAGCCUCAUUGCUUCAAGAAGCUUCAUUUAUCCAUCACUGCUCCCCUGGGGGAGACGGUCAACCUCUGCUGCCACCUGCUGUCAACACUGACGUCAUCCAACAUGCCUCCUAGCAUGCAUUGCAGCCACAGAUGUAAAUAACAAUCAAAAUUCAUGUUCUGUGCAAAUUAAUUCUUCACUUACUGUUCUAGUCGUUUCAUUAAUGGCUUGUUAUGGUAUUUGGUAACACUUUAUUUGACAGUGGUGCCAUAAGACUGUCAUUAGUCAAUCAUAAUUAUAAUAUGACACCAUCAUGAGCAUUAGUGAAUGUUUAUAACAUGUAAUUUAGUGUUAUACAGCAAAUUAUCUCACUUUUGAAUGGAUGUAAAAGAUCCGAGCUGGACAUAAAUGGAGUUCAUGAUAUAAUUUGUCAGAUGAAACUUAAUGACAUCUGUCAUAAGCAUUCAGUAAUGCCCAUGACAGUGCCAUGUCAUAAUUAUGACAGUUUUAUGACAUUAUGACGCCGCUGUCAAAUAAAGUGUUACCUAUUAAUCCAAAUAAAUCAACAAAUAAGCAGCAUUGGACUAUAAACCGCAGAAUUCUAAAUGAAGGGAAAACGUCACGGCUUAUAGUCUGAAAAUUACGGGACUCAAGUAAGAGUAAAAGCCUUAAAUAUACUCAAUUACAAGUAAAAAAGUAUUUGGUGAAAAGUAUUUUUUUUCGAACAAUGGAUUUUUUUUUUUUUUUACUCAGCACAAAGUUAUCUAUAUGAACUGUUAUUGUUAUACUGGACUUGAACCUAUUUCAUAACCGCAUUAAGCCGAAGGAAAAAAAAAAAAAAAGUCAUAAAAUUUCAGCGAGAGAAAAAAAAUCUGCAGAACUGAAGCAUCAUUCAUCCAAAGAGCAUAAGUGCCCUCUAGUGGAGAAUAUAAUUCCAAGUGUGAAUACUAUUCACCGAAUAGUUGAAAAGUGAAUAGCCCCUAUUAUGAAGUUAAAAGGGUCAUAUCUCUUGUUUUCCGUGGUCAAUCGGAGCCAAAUAAAAAUUGGGAGAGAAGUUAAAAUCUGCACUUUCCAGUCAUGUUGAAGGCAGCGCCCUAUGUCAAAUAUUUAAUUUUUUUUUAACGUUGCUUUAAAGACGCCACGUGAUUGAACAGGGCAGCAUUAUCAUAAAAUGGCAAGCUUGAGUCUAAUUGUUAUAGUGGAGUCAUGUGAAUAUUGUUACGACGUCUCAUUGGUGAAACUGGUAGAGCUACUGUUGGCAUUGCAAAAAAAUAAAAUAAAUCUAUUAUGUAGAAUAAAGAGGAAAAAUGUAAAGACUAGUGUUGCCCAAGGUAGUGGAGUAAGAGUAGCGUUUCAUCUUCACAAAUCUACUCAAGUAAAAGUAAAAAGCAUGGCUUUUUAAAACUACUCUUACAAGUACAUUUUUCUCAAAAGGGUUUAAUGCUCUCGUAGUACCUGUAUUUCCAAAUAUUUAUAGUACAUAUAAAUGUACAUAUAUAUUUUGUUGUGUUAUGUUAUGUAAUGUUAAACAAAGGAUGCAAAUUAAUUUAUUAUCUAAUCAUUAGCCGUUUACUAGCUAAAAUGUGCCGCCUUUUUAAGUACGCAACAAUAUACUGAAAGCUGGUUGGCCAGCUAACAAGUAACCCUAGCGUCGACCAAUCAGGUAUCAGAUAACACAAUAGGAGUGCUCACCAUUAACAACUGCAUUAAAGCCCAAAAUAGGAUUUCUGUAAACAGCUUGCAGCCAACUAAGAGGAUCAAAGAGGCGUUUAACUUGUACUUAGCGUUGUUUCAAGUAGUCAAGUUGGUUAGAACGUCGCAGGGAAACACAUUUGGACCGGAGGAUGAGCGGGACCGGAGCGCGGAUCGACUACAGCGCCUGGGAUCACAUCGACGUUUCAGACGACGAUGACGUCACCAACCCGUACGUCGACACACCGAGUUUGUUUCGGAUGAGACAUCGGGUCCGUCUGGAGAAGAUGGCUGCAUUCCAGCAGAGGGGAGAAGACCUGGAGAGCAACCUGAACGAAUGCAGCAAGCUCCUGGAGGAGGCCCAGGAACGGCUUCAAGUGAUAAAAGCAAGGAAUGAGGUGGAUGAGGCUGAACUAACCAAGAUCCGGGCUGAAGUGAAGAAAAUGAGCAAGGACAAAAGACAGUUUGAGAAGAUGCUGGAAGAACACAAGAAUCAGGAGAAAAGACUUCCCUGGAAUGUGGACACCAUCAGCAAAGAGGGAUUUAGCAAGAGUAUUGUCAACAUGAAGCCUAAAGAAGAGACACAAGAGGAACAAGUAGAGAAGCACAAGAACUUUGUGGAGAAAUACGCCAAGGAAAUAAGACACUUUGGAAUGUUGCGGCGCUAUGAUGACAGCCAGAAGUAUCUGUCGGACAAUCCUCAUCUCGUGUGUGAGGAGACGGCGAACUGCCUCGUGGUUAUCUGUAUUGAAUAUGAGGUCGAUGAGAAGCACGCUCUGAUGGAACAAGUGGCCCACCAGUCCAUAGUCAUGCAGUCCAUCUUGAAUUUGGGCCGAGCGUUAAAGCAGGACCCCCGAAGCUGCUUCAGACAGUUCUUCUCAAGUAUGAAGAGUGCCGACCGGUCGGCCCGUGACGCGUUGGAGCGCGAGCUGGAGCUGUUGAAGGAGCGUGUGCAAAGCUGUGCCAGGAUGAGGAUGGAGGAGGCCAGAGAGGACUUGGAGGAGGAGGAAAAGCUUAAAAGAUUGGGCCCUGGUGGUCUUGAUCCUGUCGAGGUGUACAAGUCGUUGCCCAAGGACAUACAGAGGAGCUUCGAUGAGAAGAACGUGGAGAUGCUACACGAGGCCAUCAACAAACUGCACCCUGAUGAGGGCAAGUAUCACCUAUCGAGGUGCAUUGACUCUGGGCUGUGGGUGCCUGAGUCUGGAGGGGAUGAAGACGAUGAGGAAGCAGAUUAAACAGGCUGUGACUGGAACUGGACAGCGUGCUAUAUUUGUAUGUGUUGAUAGGUAGUUGAUGCAAUUAAUUUGUUGUCAUUUCAACCAUCAGGGGAAAAUGUGAAAAUCCACAUUGAACAUAUGAAAAUUCCACUUUCAAGGUUCAGUUUGAGCUAUUAUUAGCAAAAUAAUGAGUUGCAAUUAGAACAAUGGAAUAAUGUAUUUGGUGUUUUUGUGUCCAUUCAAUUAAGUAAAUUUCAUGAGAUGCAAGUGUAAUUUUCUGUGAAUAAUAAUUGCCCGUUAGCACCUUAUGACACUUACGCUAACUACCACAACACAUAAUCUGCCAAAUUUAAAGAAAAACAAUAAUACCGUUACAUUCACUCUGAGUAGCAGAGAAUGAUCGAUAGCACCUUUCACAAACAUAUCCCGGUAAAUUCCCGUGUAAGGUCACGCAGGAUUUACUUGCGUCAUUGCUUUCACACAUGUAGAGAUGUCCCGAUAAGACUUUCACGGACUCUGUUGCCCACUGGCGGUCUCUGUGCGGGGAGGGCUGCUGGCGCGGUUUUAUAACCUGGUCAUUAUGUAAUUUUUGGUCGGCAUCGGCUGUCACAAUGUUGGUCAAAACGUGUUACAUUACAGAGGUUGUGGGAGCAUUCCCGACAGCGUACCAGCAGCCAACUGAAGCUCAUUAAGACUGUAUUUAAGCCCCGGCGAUCCAAGAGAGGGGUGCCGAGAUAUUAACUUGCUGGGCGCCAUUCGACAACUCUGCCUUCCUUGUUUUGAAAUCUCCUAUGUUGUGCUGGUAUUUGAGUGUAUUUGUUUCAUUGGCUUAUCGGCUCUCUGCCUACCGCUUAGGUUAGUAUUACUUAUCCCCGUCGACUUACUGUCACAGACCCAUUGCGUUAUUCCCAGUUUUCCGCGAACGCGUGUAAUUUUGUUUGUAUUUAAUAAACCCCUGAACCAAGGGCGUAGGUUUGCAUAGGGACGGUAGGGACAUAACACUACCAACUUUUCAGGAUGUUCAAAUUGUCCCCACCAACUUUUAAGCAACCUUAUUUGCAUUAUAUGAGUUCAGUGAUAUAGGUAAUUUAGAUUGUAUUCCCAUAUGUUGUAAGGAUAGAACAGACCCUACUAUUAUUAAGUGAAUUAUUUUCAUUAUGCUCAGAUUUACAUUUAUCCCUUUUCAUUUGCUGAAUGGUGCACCCCCGCCCCCCCAAACGCACAUUUGACUGGCUGAUGACUUGACAGAGGUGGGUAGAGUAGCCAAAAAAUUCACAGUAAGAGAAGCUUUGCUUCUAAAUAAUAUUACUCAAGUAAAAGUUGUCAUCAAAAACAUUAUUCAAGUACAAGUUAAAAAAAAAUGUUCGUUGAAAAUAAUACUCAAGUAAUGAGUAACAUUGUGAGUAACUGCUUACAAUGUUUUUUUUUUUUUUUUUUUUUUUUUUUUCCUCAGCACAAUUUGAUUGAUAUGAACUGUUGUUAUUACUACUACACUAUAUCAUUAUUAUAAACUAUUACAUGAACAUAUUAGGCUAAAAAAAUGACCAAAAAAAAAUCCUUCAAUUCAGACCAGAACAACAAUAUGAAACAAAGAGCGCGAGCGCCCUCUAGUGGUGGAGAAAAAAAAAUUAUUAACUCUGAUUGAUAUAAUGGAGUCAUGUGGUUGUUUCGACGUCUCAUUGGUGAGACUGAGGCGGCUACUGUUGGCAUCUCUAGCAAUAAUAAAAUCAAUAUGUAGAAUGAAGACAAAAAAAUAUAACGACUCUCGUGUAGGCCAAAGUAGUGGAGUAAGAGUAGUGUUUCUUCACGAACCUACUCAAGUAAAAGUAUAAAGUAUUGUGUGGUAAAACUACUCUAUGAAUUACAUUUUUCUAGAAAAAGUUACUCAAGUAAAUGUAACUGAGUGAAUAUAACGCGUUACUACCCACUCCUGGACUUGACCCAACCCACCUCCUCCGCCCCCACCGAAAAGGAGGGAUAUUAGAAUAUUUUUUUUCGGCCAGCACCAGUAACUGCUGGCCACUAAUGUAAAAAUACGUCAAUGUUGUAGAUGUGGGGGAAACACCACUAAUUUUGAUAAAGAAAGUACGACUAGCAUCAGAGUUAGCAUAACAUUAAACUGUGUGGACAUGCUAACCUGCAAAACUACUGCGGUCAGGCCAGCCUCCACAAAGAAAAACAAAGUCAAGCUAGCCGUCCCUCAUUUGGAUCUUUGUUUGCAUUAUGUGCAUUACAAUAAUGCAACGCAGUGGCUUCAGAGUGCAAGUCCCUUUAUUAUUAAAAAAAACAAAAAACGGGGAGCUAUCAAAGAUUGGGUCCACUUCAGGGGGACACUGACAUAAACAUGAGCUGACAUGGGAAAAAACAUUGUGAAAGAAAUCACGUCAGAAUUUCAGGAGAGUCUGGGGUAGUCUCGUAUGCCUCAGAUGUAGAUCGGUCCUUGGAUAUCUCAGAUUAUUACCUAAACCAAUACACAUGAAAGUUAGUAUAAAUCAACAGAUUUAUUUUGCAUUAAUCAAUUAAUAAGGUUCAUAUUGGUGAGAAAUGUAGCCCUGACCCUCGUUCAGUAAUCUGUUUGGACAUAUUAAUAUUCUGUUCCAAGCAAAAAGUGUACAUGCAGGUUCUGCUGUUAUAUCGUCCCUACCAAUGUUGAGACCAAACCUAUGCUCUUGCCUUGAACGCAUCCCUCUGUUGUUUUGUACUUUGAGGUACAACCUGGUUUCCGCAGUUGCGGACCCUAACAUCAGCAACAAAAUAAACCACACAUUUCCAGAGAUGGACGAUGGAAUCUUCUGCGACUCCACAAUCUACAAGCAAUGGCGUACCGCACGCAGGCUAUUUUUAGACCGUGACGUCGCAUCGUAAAGCGGAAGUAAAGCCGAAGUGGGACAUUAUAGACCCGCCCUCGCAUAGCCCCAACAUAAAAAGUGCUACUUUUCGCCGGUAAUCUUUCAAAAACGAACAUGGCGAUCACGCAUUGCUUUUUUGGAACUUGUAGAAACGACUCUAGACAUUACGACCAUGAAGGAUGUUUUCUUCAUACGUUCCCGGAAACCAAAAACUCGGGAGGAAAAAAUGUGAAAACCGAAUCAACAUGCGCGGACUUUAACACCAGCUCGGCGAAUCCAUUCACGUUUCAUAUGCAGUAAACAUUAUGUUGGGUUGGCAUGGUCUUUCAGAGGACAAAGAGGUAAGCCAUUUUUAUAUUUUUACUUUAUUUUUUUUUGUGUAACGUUGUGCCGUACUGCUUCUGUCUGACAAUGAAUGACCUGAAAAAACUACAAUGGUAUUUGACUGCCACUGUUACCGUUUCUGUUAUAUAUAUAUAUAUAUAUAUAUAUAUAUAUAUAUAUAUAUAUAUAUAUAUAUAUAUAUAUAAAAAC